AGUAGUUUGAAUACCUUGCGUGAAGUAUGUGGCGUGAAUGGUGGAAAUGAGUUUUAUUAAUUAUUCUACUUUAAAUAAUACUGUGUAAAGAGAACUUAACAUCGAGACAGAGCAAAAGUAGUGCAUUGUGUGUGUCUUUGCCGUGCAAUUUUCUCCCAUGUGACGCGUUUGCUCUUGAGUGGGAAAGCCAGAGAGUGAAAUAUUAGUGGUAGAGAAACAAUCAUUACAGGGUAAAACUGUUAUAUAAUUAUUGGAGUGUGCUUUCGGCAGUGAAAAGAAGUGCACAAUGAAAGCUCCAGUGGGAAUUGUGCUGAUAUUCCUCUCCUCACUGACUUUGGGGAAGAAUGCAACCCUCGAGGAGCGAAUAAGGGAUGAUUCGGAUUUGUCACAGUUUUACUCCCUCUUGGAGAGGAAUCAAGUCGCCAUGGCCUCACUGAAGUACCGCUCUUUGACCCUCUUCGCACCCACGAAUGAAGCUUUCCAGCGCUUUUCCGGCAACACAACACACGUCCUCUAUCAUAUGUCAACCGUGGCCACAACAUUGGAACAACUGGGUGCGACAAUAUCGUCGGAUUUGGAGGGAAAUCCACCGAUGUACAUCACGAGGAGGGGGAAAGCGUCCCAGGAGCAGAUUUAUAUAAACAAUGCUCUCGUCCUGCGAUCCAGGUCGAAUGUUCAACUGCAGAACGCCGAUGGGAGAAAGCAAGUACUUCACGUAAUUGAUGAUGUUCUGCAACCCUUGACAGUCCUUCCUUCGUCAUCCAUUGAGCUGUUUAGUCCGGACGCCUUUCAGUUCUUGACUUACUCCGAGAGUCUAGACAUAAAUUCCCACCGUAUGCGCUCAUAUCGUGAAAAAGUGAUUAUGAAUAAGAAGGAAAUUGUAUUUCAAGCCGUUGGCAGUCACACCUAUUUCAUUCCCGUUGACGAGGGAUUUAAGCCGCCGCCGAGAGCUGACUUGUUCGACAAGAAGGUUAUUGAUGGACACAUCAUACCCAAUCGGGUGUUCUUCACCGCCGCCGCUCCUUAUGGUGAUCCCCUGCCCACGCUGGCCUUCGAAGACAACUUGAAGGUGCAAAUCACGUUCAGCCAGUCUGAUAGCAAACCCUCCAAAAUUUACGUGACAUCGAACACGGUGAUUGGCGACGGAAAGCAUACACCUGGAAACGUCCUGGCGGAAGUGGUGAAGGCGAAUAUUCCCGUGAGGAACGGAGUUGUUCACCUCAUCAGCCGGCCAUUGAUGAUUGUCGAUAACACUGUGAAGGAGUUCCUGGAGGACAAGGAGGACGGGCCACUGAAUAAAUUCUACGAAGUCAUCAUGAAAGUGGGCAGUGACUUUAUGCAGAGCAUCAACGGGAUGAAGAACGUCACACUUUUCGCUCCGAGCAACGAAGCCUGGGCGACAUCAAAUUUGGACAACCUAAUAAAGGACACGAACAGAAUGCGUGAUAUCCUGAACCUGCACAUCGUGAAGGACAGCUUGACAAUUGAUAAGAUUAAGAAGAAUAACGUCAAUUCGAUUUCCCAAGUUGCCACGAAUGCCGAUAAGAAGUUCUUGUACUUCAACGUAAUCGCUGACCAGGAUAAUAACGAAACGGUUACAGUUGAGGGCGGAGGCGUAAACGCCACCCUUAUUCAGGCCGACAUCGCCGCUACAAAUGGAUAUGUACACAUCAUUGACCGAGUUCUCGGUAUUCCAUAUACAACGGUCUAUCAAAAGCUCAAGUCCGACCCGAUGUUGAAUCAAACCUACCAUUUGGGCAUGUUGCCUCGCUUCAACGACCAACUAGACAACCCAAAGAGGAAGUACACAUUCUUCGUGCCAAGGGACAAAGCGUGGAGAAAUUUGGACAGGACUUGGCCUUCCACCUACAAAAAGCUCUUCAUGCCAGCAUUCUCCUAUCACGCUUCUUCCAUUCUCGAGCGCCACGCCAUUCUGGCCGACAAGGCUUACACCAUGGCUGACCUGAAGGCGAUGGCGAAUGAUUCGGUGGUUGUUCUGCCAGCAAUGAGGGGUAUUCUGAAGCUGAAAAUCCGAGAGGAAGAUCGACAGGAAGAUAACAAUAUGCACAAUCCUCAUCAUCAAGAACAACCAAUUUUAAAUUCUGGAUAUUCUAUCCAAUUUAACAAUCGAUGGAUUAACGUGUUCCGUCCGGAUGUUGAGUGCACGAAUGGAGUCAUCCACGUUAUCGAUUUCCCGCUUCUUGAGGAGAGCGAUGUAAAAAUCAACGUUGAUAUGACGUCAUCGUCUGAGCGAUUAAAGGAAUCAUUGCUGCAAUGCAUUCUUCUUGUAGUUAUUUUGAAAACUGUAUGCCUCAAAUUCUAUUGAUACGAUUACUUAAUGAUUUAUACAGAAUAUUUUACCUCUUUUCUUACCAAUUGAUGUGUUGACAAAGUAGAAUUCAGAGAGAAUACUUCUUUUCUGUGCUAAAAGAUUAAUUACAUUGAAACUGCCAGUGAAAUAGAUUUCAGCUACACCAGCAUUAUCUUUGAACAUCACCUCUCAUAGCAAACUUUGACAAAUUAAUAAAUAUAGAAAUUGACCUUUGGAAAAAUCAGUGCAACACUUGAAGUAUUAUUAUUAUAUUUUGUGUCUUUCCUUUGUCUCUCCUAAGAAAGUAUUGGACUAUACCAAAUAUAUUAUUUAGUACAAGGCGGAUUUUAUUAUAUGGCGUUGUUCCAUCAGGUGAAAGCGAAUGGUAAAGUUGGUUCCCAAGAAAAUAUAUUGACGUAUAUAUUUUUCUAAUAUUCAACAUAACAGAGCUGAUAAAUGUCUGUAUCAUACAUAGAAUAUCCCGCGAUAUUACAUAUAUUUUGUGAAAUUGAAUAUGAAAUAGCAAAGCUUGAGUAUUAUUUUUGUAUCUUUGCAUAAAUGAUUUGAAAAUUGUAAUGCGAUAUCACAUAGAGAGUAAGAAGAAUUGAAGUUAUAUUCAUAAAAAAAACGAAAAUAAAUUAUUCUAAAGUAGAUAAAGACAUAAUAGGACAAUUAUCUAUCACUUAUUGCCUUUCAAAUAAAAGAGGAAGAAAAACUUGGAACUGUAGAAACUUAUUUGAACAAUAAAAUGUAAAAUUUUAGGAUAAUUAAUCAAAUUAUGUGACGAUAAAGUCAUUAUCGCAGUAAACAUGUCACAAACUCCAUGCAAAUUUUUAUCGAUAAGUUUUAUGGAAAGUGCUGCAUAAUUGUAAAAGGAAAGGUGAAACAUGCGUGUGAAUUAUGAUAAUAACAAUAUUAUAAGCAAUUUGAUUUGACACGAAUUUUCAAUUUUGUAUGAUGCCUAAAACUUGAGGUAAAGUGUAUAUUUAUUUUUAUAGUUUGUACUCCUUUUAUAAUACUAUGGUUUUGCCUACAAAAUGUCAAAACAAGUGUAUAUUGAAAUAUUCCUAGAAUCUGCAAGAGAAUGAGAAAAAAUUGGAAAUAUUGAAGAAUAAUGUUAAAUAGAUGUUGCAAAAUCAAAAUUUAAAAAUAUAUGUGUCAUGAAUGAGGAAAUAAUAGCUUUGAGUUUUGCGAAUAAAAGUCGUAUUCACAUUUUCUAAGUUAGAUUAAUUAUUUCCAUAAUUUUCUCAGUAUAAUAUCAAUUUCUUAUCAUAUCAUCCAGCAAUCUGUUUGCAAUGGCUUACUACUGAAAUGAAAUAAGUAAAGAAAUAUAGGACAAAAAAUAAUGACUAUAAGAAACAAAACGUAUAUAAUUAUUUUUCUUAUGGUUACACACUUCGAAAGACAAAUUUGAUGCAAAUGCUGAAAACAUGACAACAUUAAUAGCCAUCGAUUUAUAUUAAAUGUAAUAUUUUGAACGCUAGUGUAACAAAACAUUGAGAAACAAGGAUAAAUAAAAUAUUUUCUUGCCUCUAGAA
Molecule: messenger RNA, 3849 nt
Organism: Phlebotomus argentipes
Lineage: Eukaryota; Metazoa; Arthropoda; Insecta; Diptera; Psychodidae
Product: fasciclin-1-like
Exons: 13
Coding region: 287-2326 (679 amino acids)
Biological process (GO): cell adhesion; extracellular matrix organization
Cellular component (GO): extracellular matrix
Molecular function (GO): cell adhesion molecule binding
Source: RefSeq, a predicted model, not a curated record